GUUCUUCGACGAGUUUGAAAAAUUGGCCACUAGAUGUCAGCUUAGUUGAUUGUUUAGAUUUGAAGACCAUUUUCUUGGGUCUGUGCUGACCGUGUUUUGCUCCAAGCCCUUCCAUAUCUCGAUAUUCAUGUCGCAUAUUUCCAAGUUACUGAUCGCGAAUCGCGGCGAGAUCGCGUGCCGCAUCUUGCGCACAUCUCGCCGUUUGGGUUUGCGCUCAGUGGCCGUGGUCUCGGAGGCUGACAAGCAUGCCCUUCACGCCCAAUUGGCCGACGAGGUUCACUGCAUUGGACCCCCGGCCUCACAAGAAUCCUAUCUAAGGCAAGAUAAGAUCAUCCAAGUGGCCAAAGAAACGGGUGCCCAAGCGAUCCAUCCAGGAUAUGGAUUCCUGUCUGAGAAUGUCGAGUUCGCGGAUUUGUGCCAAAAGUCCGGAAUCAUCUUUGUGGGACCUCCAGCCUCGGCCAUCCGCGAUAUGGGCAUCAAAUCCACCUCCAAGAUCAUCAUGGAGGAGGCGAAAGUGCCCAUCAUCGGAGGUUACCAUGGCGAAGAUCAAUCGCCUGACAAGCUCCGAUCUGAGGCUCAAAAGAUCGGGUUUCCCGUCAUGAUCAAGGCCGUUCGUGGCGGUGGCGGCAAGGGUAUGCGAAUUGCCAUGACGGAGGCCGAUUUCGAGCCCCAAUUGGAAUCUGCCAAACGCGAGGCCAUGAAAUCCUUCGGUGACGAGGUGAUGCUCUUGGAGAAGUACGUGGAGACCCCGAGGCAUAUUGAAGUUCAGGUAUUCGGAGAUCAACAUGGAAAUUACGUGUACUUGUUUGAGCGUGAUUGCUCCGUUCAAAGGCGACAUCAAAAGAUUAUCGAAGAGGCUCCUGGACCGGGGAUCACUUGGGAAGUCCGAAAGAAAUUGGGCGAGGCGGCUGUGCGGGCAGCCAAGGCCGUGAACUAUGUUGGAGCCGGAACUGUGGAGUUUAUCAUGGAUAAGGAUUUCAACUUCUUUUUCAUGGAGAUGAACACCCGGUUGCAGGAGAUCAAACUGAAUGGAUGGUCUUUUGAGGCCCGGAUUUACGCCGAGGAUCCUGACAACGGAUUCAUGCCUGGAGCGGGUCCACUUCAAUAUCUUGCCACGCCCACAGCCUCCGAUGAUGUGAGGAUCGAGACUGGUGUUCGUCAAGGCGACGAGGUGUCAGUUCAUUACGAUCCGAUGAUUGCCAAAUUGGUCGUGUGGGGCCCUGACCGUCAAUCCGCUCUGAUGAAGCUCCACUCCUGCUUAUCCGAAUAUAACAUUCACGGCUUGAGCUCAAACGUGAACUUCCUCAUGGAUUUGGCCUCUCAUCCGGCUUUCGUUAAAGGCCAGGUAGACACGGACUUCAUUCCCCGACACUACGAAGAGCUCUUCCCCAAGAAAGUCGUGACCGACACGCACAUUUGCCAGGCAGUACUUUCCGUGGUGCUCAACGAGUCCCAAACCCCUACCCUCCUGAACGCCAACGAUCCGUUCAGAUUUGAAACGGGCACUCGUCUCAACCACCAUCUGAUUCGCACCCUCAACUUGAACUUGCCCGAUGGCAAGACCGCCAUUAGUCCCCGAAUCAUCUAUCAGGGCAAUAACCAAUACACGGUCGUGAUUGGCGACAAUCAAUAUGACGUGUCGGGUCGUCUCGUUCGUGACGAUGAGAACAACUUUACCGAGCUCACGUGCGAUAUCCAGGGUAAAGUGAGCAAAACGCGGGUUCUUCUACAGGAUGAGACCAUCCGCCUUUUCACCAAGGACGGGAGUGUUUCCAUGAGCCAUCGGUUACCUAAAUUCAUCUCCGAGCAAAUGGGUGGAUUGGGACUCGGGGAUGAUGCCGUGAGUCCAAUGCCAGGAGUCAUCGAGAAGGUCUAUGUGAAGAAUGGGGAUCAAGUCAAAAUCGGCGAUCCCUUGGUGGUUAUGAUUGCUAUGAAAAUGGAGUAUGUGAUCAAGGCCCCGAAAAACGGAAAGGUGCUCAAAAUCGGUCAUAAGGUGGGCGAUUUUGUUGCCAAGAACACAGUUCUGGUGCAAGUUGAAGAUGAGAAAAGCAAAUUAACAUAACGCGGUGGGAACCUCAAAUACUCGUAUGGAUAAUAUUUACGAAACCGUGUAGGCCCGUUUUUGCAAACAUAAUAAACGAAAUUCGACUUAUAAGCAA
Tigriopus californicus is the source of this 2159-nucleotide messenger RNA. RefSeq names its product methylcrotonoyl-CoA carboxylase subunit alpha, mitochondrial-like (gene Mccc1). Gene Ontology annotation, cellular component: mitochondrion. The record is from RefSeq and is a predicted model, not a curated record. Gene Ontology annotation, molecular function: ATP binding; metal ion binding; methylcrotonoyl-CoA carboxylase activity. Lineage: Eukaryota; Metazoa; Arthropoda; Copepoda; Harpacticoida; Harpacticidae.